UCGCCAACAUGGCGUUCAUUAUUGCCAGUUUACUGUGCGCCCUUCCAGCUUUUUUGCUUCAUGAUGUCGUGACCGGAUUGAACGCCUAUCCGGGCUUUCCCGUCGCGCUCUCCUCCGGAGCUCAACUGAACCAUGGAUUUGCUGAAAUCCUUCGCGAUGGACUGGCCAAAAGUUUUCCAAAAACUUUCGGCCCUCCCAUGGCUGGAACAUUUCUUGUUGGACUUCCAAAACCUUUAGGCCCAGUUCCUAUUGGAGCAGUUGGUGGCUUUGCAAAACCUCUAGGUCCCGUUCCUCUUGGAGCCCCAGCGGCUGCAUUUAGUGCCCAAAUGAUUCCAAGAAAUUUCGGACCUGCUGUUGCUCGACCCGCACUUAACGUAUUUAGUGGGUUUCCAAAACCUUUAGGCCCCAUGCCAGUUGGAGCAUUUGGUGGAUCUCCAAAACCUUUAGGUCCUCUUCCUGUUACAGUAUUUAAUGCGUCUCCAAAACCUUUAGGCCCCCUUCCUGUUGGAGCAUUUGGUGGGUCUCCACAACUUUUAGGUCCCAUGCCCGUUGGAGCAUUUGGUGGUUCUCCAAAACCUUUAGGCCCCAUGCCCGCUGGACCAUUUGGUGGGUAUCCACAACUUUUAGGCCCCAUGCCCGUUGGAGCAUUUGGUGGGUCUCCAAAACUUUUAGGCCCCAUGCCCGCUGGACCAUUUGGUGGGUCUCCACAACUUUUAGGUCCCAUGCCCGUUGGACCAUUUGGUGGGUCUCCAAAACCUUUAGGCCCCAUGCCCGCUGGACCAUUUGGUGGGUCUCCAAAACCUUUAGGCCCCAUGCCCGCUGGACCAUUUGGUGGGUCUCCACAACUUUUAGGCCCCAUGCCCGUUGGAGUAUUUGGUGGGUCUCCAAAACCUUUAGGCCCCAUGCCCGCUGGACCAUUUGGUGGGUCUCCACAACUUUUAGGCCCCAUGCCCGUUGGACCAUUUGGUGGGUCUCCAAAACCUUUAGGCCCCAUGCCCGCUGGACCAUUUGGUGGGUAUCCACAACUUUUAGGCCCCAUGCCCGUUGGAGCAUUUGGUGGGUCUCCAAAACUUUUAGGCCCCAUGCCCGCUGGACCAUUUGGUGGGUCUCCACAACGUUUAGGCCCCAUGCCCGUUGGACCAUUUGGUGGGUCUCCAAAACCUUUAGGCCCCAUGCCCGCUGGACCAUUUGGUGGGUCUCCAAAACCUUUAGGCCCCAUGCCCGCUGGACCAUUUGGUGGGUCUCCACAACUUUUAGGCCCCAUGCCCGUUGGAGCAUUUGGUGGGUCUCCAAAACUUUUAGGCCCCAUGCCCGCUGGACCAUUUGGUGGGUCUCCACAACUUUUAGGCCCCAUGCCCGCUGGACCAUUUGGUGGGUCUCCACAACUUUUAGGCCCCAUGCCCGUUGGAGUAUUUGGUGGGUCUCCACAACCUUUAGGCCCCAUGCCAGUUGGAUCAUUUGGUGUGUCUCCCAAACCUUUAGGCCCCGUUCCCGUCGCAACUCCAUUUAGUGCCCAAAUUCUUCCAAGAUCCUUCGAAUCUGCCGUUGGUGAACCUCAAUUCCGCAGCUUGGACCUUGCCUCUCCUCUUAAGUUGCAACCAAGCGUAGGCACUCCUGGAACGGAUGCCGCACACAAAGAAUGCGAUUAUCCAACACCUAAAAACAGACACGAUGGCGCGAAUGGACCAAUGGUCGACGAGAUUUUUUACCAUCACCACGGUGUUCACAGCUUGACUCGUCCAGCUUUCCAAGUCGAUCCUGGAUUCGCCCCUCCCGAUAACGCCGAGUCACAUCCCCCUAAAGAGACAGACGGCACUCCUGCGUCGCAUGGAGACAUAGUCGAUCCAGGAUUUUCCCACGGUGGUUUCGCUGGAGGAUUAAUCGAUCCCGGAUUUUCUCGCCCUGCUUUCCCAGGUGGCUUUCCCGGAGAAUUAAUCGAUCCAGGAUUUUCUCAUCCUGGUGGAUUGCCAGGAGGACUUACUCGUCCAGCUUUCCACGGUGGCUUUGCUGGAGGAUUAAUCGAUCCAGGUUUUGCACCCCAUGGUUUUUACGGUAGCUUAAAUGGGACAUGGGGAUUAACUCGUCCGGCUUUCCCAGUUGGACCGAUGGUCGAUCCAGGAUUUGCCCCUGGCGGCGCCUUUAACAAAGCGGUAGUCAGCCCAUGGUUUUCUCUUGGUGCCACUAAGGAAGCACCAGUAUCUAAUGUGAUACAUGCCGAACUCGAAGAACAUAGUUCACCCUCUAAGGAACACGGGGUGCACCCAGGAUCAACUAAAGAAAAACAAGUUGAGGAGAAAAAACCCGCCGACAAACCUUCCAUUCACAACGACCACGGUGCCGAUCAAGAGUGUGCCCCUCACGGCGGUUUCGCUGGAGGAUUAAUUGAUCCAGGAUUUUCUCGACCAGCUUUUGAAGGUGGUUUCGCUGGAGGGUUAAUCGAUCCAGGAUUCUCACGUCCGGCUUUCCAAGGUGGAUUCGCCGGAGGAUUAAUCGAUCCAGGUUUUUCUCGUCCAGCUUUCCAAGGUGGCUUCGCUGGUGGAUUAAUCGAUCCAGGUUUUGCUCGUCCAGCCUUCCGAGAUGGCGUUAAUGCACUAGUAGAGCCAAAGACACAUAAGGACGAGCACGUUGAGGUGACAGAAACCAGUCCGGAAUCUCAUAAAACGAAACCUGCGCAGCACAACGACCAUGGAAAAUUAAUCGAUCCAGGGUUUACUCGUCCAGCGUUCCCAGUUGGUGUCAAUGGAGGGGCAGUGGAGCCAAAGUCGCAUAAAAGCGAACACGUUGAAGAGCCCGAAACCAGUUCUAAAUCUGAUAAAACAAAACCUGCUCCUCAUAGCGAUCAUGGUGGAUUCGCUGGGGGAUUAAUCGAUCCAGGAUUUUCCGGCCCAGCUGCCCACGGUGGUUUCGCCGGAGGAUUAAUCGAUCCAGGAUUUUCCGGCCCAGCUGCCCACGGUGGCUUCGCUGGAGGAUUAAUCGAUCCAGGAUUUUCCGGGCCAGCUUCUCACGCUGGUGCCAAUGGAGGAGUAGUAGAGCCAAAGUCGCACAAAGGCGAACACGUUGAAGGGCCCGAAACCAGUUCUAAAUCUGAUAAAACGAAACCUGCUCCUCAUAGCGAUCAUGGUGGAUUCGCAGGAGGAUUAGUCGACCCAGGAUUUUCCCACGGUGGCUUCGCCGGGGGACUAAUCGACCCAGGAUUUUCUGGCCCAGCUUCCCACGGUGGCUUCGCCGGAGGAUUAAUCGAUCCAGGAUUUUCCGGUCCUGCUCAUUUCCACGGCGGAUUCGCUGGAGGAUUAAUCGAUCCAGGUUUUGCACCUCCUGGUUUCCACUCCUUUGGAGGCACACUCAAUAAAGCGAUUGUCGCUCCCAGAGAGUCGCCUAAAGAAAAACACGCUGAAGGCAAGGAGGAGAGCUCAUCCUCUGAUAAACCGACUUCAACCCCAGCCACCCAUAACGAACACAAUGGACCGGCAGGGCUUACGCGUCCAGCCUUCCAAGGUGGUUUCGCCGGAGGAUUACUCGAUCCAGGAUUUUCCGGCCCAGCUUCCCACGGUGGCUUCGCUGGAGGACUAAUCGAUCCAGGAUUUGCUCCUCAUGGUUUUCAUUCAUUUGGAACCUUCAAUAAGGCCGUUGUCGCUCCACGAUUUGCUCCUCCCAUCGAAUCACCUAAGGAGAACCACGCUGAAGUCAAGGAGGGCUCUGAUAAACCGACCUCUACCUCACCUACCUAUAACGAUCACAUUGGGCUUACGCGUCCAGCUUUCCAAGGUGGCUUCCCUGGAGCGCUCACUCGUCCAGCUUUCCCCGCCGAUCCAGUAUCUCCGGGUGCCAUCCUCUACUUGAAUUCUCACGCAAAACUUCCUCCGGCCCUCGGAGGCAUGGUCCCUUUGGGUUGGAGGCCGCAAUCGACAAUCUUCGCAAUGGUACCGUCCACGUGGGGAAUCGGCCAAACGUUCCCUAUGCCACUCGUGCCGGCAGGCGAAACUGAAGACGACCAGAAGGACGAGUUGACGGUCGAUCUGGAUAAGUUGUUCCCCUGCGACAAAGCCACCCAGAUGACAGUUCUCAAAUUCAUCACCUCCUUGGACAGGGAAGGCGAACAAAAGCUCUACGAAGAUCUGAAAGGCUUGGACCUCGAGCAGCAGAAACAUCAUCUCCUUCGGUUGAUUGGAAAGACGGUCGACUACUUUGCUGUUAUUGACAACGGUCCUGAAAAGGUAAAUACGUUGAUUGUUAUCUGAUUAAGAAGCGACGUACGUCGGUGAUUGUACAAACUCGAAACAAAGUGUAACCUCGGCAAUAAAAGUAUGCUUACGUCAUGA
Molecule: messenger RNA, 4319 nt
Organism: Photinus pyralis (common eastern firefly)
Lineage: Eukaryota; Metazoa; Arthropoda; Insecta; Coleoptera; Lampyridae
Product: collagen alpha-1(I) chain-like
Exons: 73
Coding region: 9-4238 (1409 amino acids)
Source: RefSeq, a predicted model, not a curated record